This is a messenger RNA of Mus caroli (Ryukyu mouse), 2163 nucleotides long. RefSeq names its product mitochondrial ribosomal protein S2 (gene Mrps2). Gene Ontology annotation, biological process: translation. Gene Ontology annotation, molecular function: structural constituent of ribosome. Lineage: Eukaryota; Metazoa; Chordata; Mammalia; Rodentia; Muridae. Gene Ontology annotation, cellular component: ribosome; mitochondrial small ribosomal subunit. The record is from RefSeq and is a predicted model, not a curated record.
GGCGCAGCGAGCGGUGCACAGCGGAGAGAGUCCUCCGGGCCAGCAAGCGGCGCUGCAACCCAGCGCGCUCAGCGGAGGAGGCGCUCUGCCGGGCAGGAAGAGUCUCUGCAGGAUCUCUGUCCACGCGCCCGCCAUGGCGCCCGCUCCGGCCGUGCUGACCCGGCUGCUGUGUGCAGGUGUGCGGCGCUGGCCAGGUUUCCUGCAGAAGGCGAUCCCGGGCCCUGCGGAGCAGACUGGUAGGAAGGUCACGGGAGCCCCGGUCCCCGCGGUCAGCGAGCCCCAGGAUGGCGACGAUUUCCAGAGCAGGAUCCUAGAUACGCCAUUACAGCAUUCGGAUUUCUUCAAUGUCAAGGAGCUGUUUUCUGUGAAGAGCCUCUUCGAGGCCCGAGUACACCUGGGACAUAAAGCUGGUUGCCGCCAUAGGUUUAUGGAGCCGUACAUCUUUGGGAACCGCCUGGGCCAAGAUAUCAUCGAUCUGGAUCAGACAGCCUUGAAUCUCCAACUGGCUUUGAACUUCACCGCGCACGUGGCCUACCGCAAGGGCAUCAUUCUGUUUGUGAGCCGGAAUCGUCAGUUCUCUCACUUAAUUGAGACUACAGCCCAGGCCUGCGGGGAGUACGCCCACACCCGCUACUUCAAGGGCGGCUUGCUGACUAACGCACAACUCCUCUUUGGGCCUUCAGUCCGCCUACCAGACCUCAUCAUCUUUCUGCACACGCUCAACAAUGUCUUUGAACCCCAUGUUGCUGUGAGGGAUGCAGCCAAGAUGAACAUCCCCACAGUGGGCAUUGUGGACACCAACUGCAACCCAUGCCUCAUCACUUACCCUAUCCCUGGCAACGACGACUCGCCCCAAGCUAUCCAGCUCUUCUGCAAGCUCUUCCGGACAACCAUCAACAGGGCCAAGGAGAAGAGGAGGCAGAUGGAGGCCCUGCAUCGGCUGCAGAGUUCCAAGGGGUCCGAGGGCAGUGGGACAUCUCCUGUGCCUGAUAAGAGCCAUUCCCCAUGACAGGAAGCCCUUCUCCCACCUCUUCUGAGCAGGAAGGUCCUUGUCCAACCCUGGCCUAUGUCCCCACUCUCUGUCCUCAGCAUCAGCACCACAGUCCUAUUUCCCUAGAUAUGGCCACCCCAAAGUCCAAUGAUCUUGAGCUAACCCUUAUCUGUCUCUUUUCUGGGAACAAACUCGGGUAGAGUACAUAGUCACAUGGCCUCUGGCAUCCAUUAAGACUUGAACAUAGCUAGCCAAGUUUCGGCUUCUCUUUUCAGUUAAAAUUAAUCCUCCAUUGUCUGCUAAUUAAUCCUUCAUUCUCUGAAGAAAAUUCCAAGCAAAACCAACACUGAUGUCCCUCAGGACCCCCAGUAGUUACCUCUAGACCUGAAACCAGACUCAAGGCUAAGCAGGCUCCCAGAGGGGAGAUAGGAAGUAUAGUCCAUGCAUUGUGCUGCACUACUAAAGAACUUAAUGAGUUUGCUAAUUCAUUCAAGCAGAAGGCUGGGGACUAUAUGUGGGAAUGGAUUUUAAAGGGGUGGGGUAAUGGAAAGAACAUAAAACUGAGUCAGGCUGAGUUUUAUUGAUACAAGCUCUCUGGAGCUCUUGUGUUUAAUAUGGAAGCUUGCACAGUGAAAAAAGGUGUCAAAAGUUUGUUCCAUGUUUGGCUGAAGUCUUUUUUAGAAGAGCCUGCUGCUGGGAGCACAAAAGUCCUUGAGCCCACAGAUCACCAAGGAAACCAGGAAUGUUAAUCACAUAAGGUUGUCUCCCCAAAGAAGGAAAUCCAUACCUGUUUCCCACCCAGAGGCCUGGGCGUGGAUGUUGUUGACCUGGUGACCUUUGCUAUUUGUAGAGCCAGACCUCACCCAGAUCCCCCCAAAAUGUUUGUCUUGGACUCUUCCUUCCUAGACCUUUAUUUUUAACUUAGUUUCUCCAACAAUAGAAUCCAUGCUUAGGGGAGAUGUCACAAGUAUUUUAUAACCUGCUGACCUCUACAUUAUCUUGGUCAGAGACCACACCAGAUCCUAGGCCCUUAAGCUUUAGGACCCAUCUUUGUGGUCGAGUGUACUUUGAGCUGAGUUUCAAUGUAAUUAUGCCUCUUACACCUGGGAUUGUAUUACACCGGGAAACUUUUCCAGAAUUGUACUGUUUUAAUAUAUGUUUACAGUAAACCA